Letharia columbiana is the source of this 927-nucleotide messenger RNA. RefSeq lists its product as uncharacterized. Gene Ontology annotation, biological process: carbohydrate metabolic process. The record is from RefSeq and is a predicted model, not a curated record. Gene Ontology annotation, molecular function: cellulase activity. The coding region runs from base 1 to 927 and encodes 308 amino acids. The transcript has 3 exons. Lineage: Eukaryota; Fungi; Ascomycota; Lecanoromycetes; Lecanorales; Parmeliaceae.
AUGUCAGGGAUCACCUCCGCGGUCAACACCUGCGAUAUCUCCGACAGCCCCUUGGCAGAUGCCAGCGCCCAAUCAGGAUGCACAGGAGGAACUGCUUACAUGUGCAGCGAUCAGUCACCCUGGUCCAUCAACAACGACCUAGCCUACGGCUUCGCAGCCGUGAGCGGCAGUAACCCGAACUGUUGCUCUUGCUACCAGCUUACGUUCACGAGCACCGUCCUCAGCGGAAAGAAGAUGAUAGUACAAGCGACUAACACUGGGGAUGAUGUCAGCAGUACGCAAUUUGAUCUCGCUAUCCCUGGAGGAGGCUUUGGACAAUACGAUGGCUGCUCGACGGAAUGGAAAGCCACUUCCGCUGUCCGGGGAGCACGAUACGGCGGACCAUCAUCCAAUACCUGCUCUUCACUCCCAAGUGCGCUACAGCCCGGCUGCGGUUUCCGCUGGGAUUGGAUGCAAAGUGCUGACAAUCCGACCGUCGAUUGGGAAGUCGUCACCUGCCCUGCCGAGCUCGUCGCAAAAUCCGGCUGCUCCGUCACCGGAUACAAUUCCGCCAACGCCCCAUCCGCUCCGGCCUCCUCUCCAGCCGCACCCGUACCUUCACCCAAAGCCCCCACUUCUUCCCCACUUGCCCCAGUCGCCAGCAAGCCGCCCGUGGAAUCCCCAAUCGAGAAGCCGACCACCAGCCCUAAAGCAGCCGCUCCCGCCACGACAAUCUCCCCAGUCGUGGUUCACAGCCCACCGCCCGCGGUUGCAUCGAAAGCCUCUCUGCCGCCCAAGCCGGCCAAGGCGGCUCCGGCUCAUCCUCACUGGAUCCCCGACGAGCAUCAGAAGUCGGCCGAGGAAGAGAAGGAACAUGCCGAGUGGACGCCUCCCGAGCGUCAGGAGUGGGCCGAAGAAGAGGGCAAACGAGACGACUGCGACGCCUAG